AUGCCUGGACCUGGACUCUGGGUACAGGGAAAAUCCAGGCCUUGGUCCAGGUUCAGCUCGAUCUCUAGCUUGUAUACCUCCCUGCCUAUUUUCCAGACUCUAAUGGUCAUUUCUCGAAUUUCUCUACUUUUUAAAUUUGUAAUAGUUGUAGCAACACUUUACAAUUAAUUCUGGGCGCUUCUAUCACUUUCUCUCAUUUAAUCACUCAACGGGAACUACAGGGGAUAUAUUUAAUCUAAGUGCAAGAUUCUUAUUAGAGAGUAAUCUUUGCCCAUAAAAAUAAAUUUUAAUUUUCUUUACCUCUGUCAAGGCCUUUUACUUCUUUAAUUUUUUAGAAUAACGAGUUUUUUUUUAUUAAAAAUAAUUUUGAGGCGAUAUAAAUUAAAUGGAGGUUUUUCAAGUAAAUCAUUAAGUAGACCCAAAGCAAGGCACAGAACGGAGCACCUCAACAGGGUUCUGACUCAGCUCCCUUAACUUAUGAAAAGAUGGAUGCUUUUUAAAAUUCUUGGUACCACUGGACAG
Meloidogyne enterolobii is the source of this 522-nucleotide messenger RNA. NCBI's taxonomy places the organism in Eukaryota, Metazoa, Nematoda, Chromadorea, Rhabditida, Meloidogynidae. The record is from the annotation of a GenBank genome assembly.